Kwoniella botswanensis is the source of this 2475-nucleotide messenger RNA. RefSeq lists its product as uncharacterized. The transcript has 7 exons. Gene Ontology annotation, biological process: peptidyl-arginine N-methylation; regulation of DNA-templated transcription. Bases 1 to 2475 code for a protein of 824 amino acids. Gene Ontology annotation, cellular component: nucleus; cytosol. The record is from RefSeq and is a predicted model, not a curated record. Lineage: Eukaryota; Fungi; Basidiomycota; Tremellomycetes; Tremellales; Cryptococcaceae.
AUGCCUCGACACCCUAUCGCAUUCUCCCUACCAACCCCCAUCCCCUCUUUACCUGUCACACCUCGCCCAGACCCGUCCCCACUCCAGCAAACCAUCUCCAACACCCUUUCUUCCACCGACUACGAUCUGGUAUCACUACCGCUUACUAACACAGCAUGGCAGGAUAGGUGGGAACGGCUCUGUCUUAGGCCAGUAGAGGAAGAUGAGGAUCUCAAACCUGAUCAAUUAGCAGAGCGAGACAGGGAGAGGGAGAAGGUCGACCUAGAGGCUGAUGUCUGGAGGAGAGAUGGUGGAUUGAAGAGAGAUGAAGUGAAUGUUAGUAGAUUAGAGGAAUCUCAGGCUGUCAUCACGACAGCUGCGGAAUGGUUGGAACUGGAUAGUCCAGAUGAAGGUAUAAGAUUUGAUUCGGAGAUUGCUCUUCGAUCAGAGAUGGCGCAAGCUCUAUACCUCUCUUUACCAGUCCUUAUCAUUCCUGCCCCAUCGUUGAUAAAUCGAGCGUUCUUACCUUCGUACGCACGAGCGAUAUCCAACCUAUUGCAAAUGGGGGGAUCAUCAGCUUUCACCCAAAUAUCAAUUCGUAUACCCAUCUCAGAUCCUGUCGAACUCAUCACUCAAGGUCCUGCUCCAUCCCUUCCUCAAAAUACCACUACCACACCUACAGGUAACAAACAUAAACGAAUUAGCAGUCUAUCGACUAGACCUACCUCGAUGCACCAGGCUCAAUUGAAUCAAAUGAUCAAUCAGGCCAAUAACCCAAAUUCAACCAGUAAUCCCCAGAAUCUCAGGAUAGCCUCAGGUGCCAGUUCGACCAUGUCCACCAAGAGUUCAGCAGCUAUAACGGGCGAUCCAAGCUCGACUUGGGAAAUGUGGGAUUGUAUUAGGACACUGUGCGGAUAUCAUCCCAGGUUAUCAGUCACUCUAGACCUUACGAAUCCCCUGCCGCCGAGCGUAGGAGCAUUGGCCAGAUGGACAGCCGAACCAGUCAAAUAUAUCUGGUUACCUGCCGGAUCUUUCAUUCCUAAUGCUAAAGGGUAUCCUGUAUUGAGCAAAGCUUGUCAAGCGUUCUUGAGGGGUAUGAGCAAACAAAACCCAACAUACGUCUUACAUGGUACGACCAUGCAGAAACACACAGCUGGCGGACCCAACGCAUAUCUCCAAUACGUUCGACAUAUCACUUCUCAACCUCCUGCUCCUAAUGGCUUGCCGCCCUCAGCGGACGAGUUCACAUCGGGAUAUGCGGACUAUCUUCAAGCUCCCUUACAACCCCUCAUGGAUGAUCUAGGUAGCGCGACCUAUGAUAUCUUCGAGAGAGAUCCGGUCAAGUAUAGGCAGUAUGAGGAAGCUAUCACUUUGGCUUUGAGUGAUUUGCCGGCGGGUCAAACUCACGUCGUGACAGUCGUCGGAGCAGGCAGAGGUCCACUCGUCGCAUGUACAUUACGAGCGCUAUCUCGGGCAGAUAGACAAGCCAAUGUCUACGCAGUGGAAAAGAACCCCAACGCAUUCAUCACGCUGCAAGAGCGCAAAGCUAUCGAAUGGGGAGAUCAAGUUGAGAUCUUCUUUGGCGAUAUGAGAAAUGUCGAUGUCCCGGAAAAAUGCGAUAUAAUGGUUUCUGAAUUAUUGGGAUCUUUCGGUGACAAUGAAUUGAGUCCUGAAUGUUUAGAUGGUGCUAUGAGAUUUUUGAAACCUACCGGUAUCUCCAUCCCCACUUCUUAUACAGCCCAUGUCGCACCUAUAUCGUCGUCAAAGCUCUUCCAUGACGUCCACCAACCGUCCCGUCCAGCUGGCGCAACCGAAACUCCAUAUGUGGUCAUGAUGUCCCAAGUUAAUCUGAUCUCUGGGGACGGAGGUGGUGUAUCUGGAAGAUGUGGAGAGAAAGUACAGCAGUGUUGGCAGUUUGAACAUCCUAGAAGGGAUCUGAUAUUGGACUCAAGCGGAUCCCCUCUGACCAAUACGCACAACACGCGAUCAUCCCGACACAUCUUCCACAUCCCUCACGCAGCUACAUUACACGGUCUAGCGGGUUAUUUCGAAGCCCAUCUGUACUCUAAUGUGGGAUUAUCCAUUCAUCCAGAUAACGCCCAUCGAGUUUCACCCGAUAUGUUCUCCUGGUUCCCUUUAUAUUUCCCUCUCAAGGAAGCUCUAUAUCUACCCUCGGGAUCGGAGCUAGAAGUGAACCUAUGGAGGUUAUGCGAUUCGAGAGGAAGGAAAAUAUGGUACGAAUGGUCGGUCGAAUCGUACCUGUCCGUAUCGCAGAAUAUACCUACCUCGGCUGGUCUGACACCCAAUGGCUCAAGACACGUUUCUUCCUCUGGUGGAUUAGGUGGACAACCGUCCCCAUUGAUGGACGCUCCCUUCUCACCUGGAUUUAGCAGUUCGAAUAACGCCUCAACACAUAUAGGAGAGUUGAACAGGAUCAAAAUUGGUCAGACGAGUUUACAUAAUCCUGCGGGUGUGCAUUCGUGGGUCGGGCUAUAG